AUGGCUUUUCUAUGCCCCAGCGACGGUGACGGCUGCAGCUAUGACGAGUGCCGCUGUGCUAAUGCCUCUCACGUGCGCGAGCUGGUGAAUGUGAGUUUGGAUGGACAGCCUUGUUAUGCCUGUGAACCUCCGAGAUUGCCUGCUUGCACCGAGGCCACGGACCAAUGCACUCCAGAAGCCUGCGCAUGCGCCAAUUCUCGUACCCAUGUCAAGUACAAUGCGAGUACCGUGGACGGAUCUCCAUGCUUCUACUGCGAGCCCAUCGGCGGAUACUGGAGCUUUGGCCGGAACGAAAUGGCUUUGGUGCUCCUGGCGCUCCUCUUAGUGGCGCUUUGGCGCUCCGGACAACGCCGCCGUGUCCGCGACGGACGCAGCGCUGGUUCUUUGCGACUGCCGCGGCGCAGCGCGGAGAACCAGCAAAAGGCCAUCCGAGUGUCACAAGAGCCUUUGCGCUUCUACGAGCAGGUCCUACAGGUCAUUGAAGAUGUGAUCGACACGCUCAUCGACGGGGCCUGCGAGCUGGACUUGCUUGCAGAAUUGCCCACGGAUUUGCCGCGGGAGCUCUCCUUGGUUUUGGCCGCGCGGCAAGGGCAGCACCAUUUGCUGGAAGCCUUGCUAGACAGCCAGGUGGACCCCAAUGCGACGGACCCACAUGGGGGGACGGCGCUUCUGCGCGCGGUGCAGCUGGGGAUCACUGCCAGGCCGAGCAUAGAAGCACUGCUGAAGGCGAAGGCUGAUGUCUCAAGGGCCUCCAGCUUGGGUGAGACGCCUUUGGGAGAGGCAGCAGGUCAGGGGCCUCCUGAGCUCGUGGCCAGGCUGCUGGAGGCCAACACUCCAAGUGCGGAUUGCUUGCGAACAUCCUUGGAGAAGGCGGCGCAGCUGGGGAACCGUCAAACCACUCGAAUGCUCCUCAGCGGGUUAGCUGCUGCAAAAGCUGUGCCCAGUGCGGAGGCGCUGAUUGGCUGGGUGAACUGCGGAGAUGCCGAGAUGGUCUUGGAGCUUCUGAAGGGUCGCACAGAUGUGAACCAAGCGAGAGAACAUGAUGGUGCCACCGCUGUGCUUGUUGCCGCCAGCUCACCAAAUCCUCAGCUCAUCCAGCUGCUUUGUGCGCAGCUUGCGGACGUCAACUGCUCGGACCGCAGCCACCGCACGCCGCUGGCCGCGGCCAGCGCCGUGGGUGGUGACGCAGCGGUGGGGGCGCUGCUGGCGGCGAACGCGCAGGUGGACGGAGCUCCACUGGUGGCUGCUGCCUUGGCAGGGCGCACUUCAACUGCCAAGUUGCUACUGGAGAGUGGCGCUGCGUCAAACGCGAGGGAUCUAGCUGGACGGACGCCCUUAGCAUCUGCAGCAGCCAGUGGCAGCCUGCAACUUUGCCAGGCACUUUUGCUUGCACGAGCGGAUCCCCAGAUCCGGAGCGGUGCGGGGAAAGGAGCUCCGCCCUUAGCCAUCGCGGUAGCUGCUCAACACAUCAGCCUCGUGGAGGAGCUACUGCGGGCGCGGGCGGAUGUAGAUGCCCUCAGCGAGCGCGGGCAAACGCCGCUGAUGUUGGCGGCAGCCGCAGGGCACCAGGAGAUGUCGGAGAAGCUCCUGGAAGCUGGCGCUCAGGUGAACGACUGUUCAGAAGAUGGGAAGACAGCGCUGAUUUUGGCAGCUGGGAUUGGUUCUCCCAUCUGUCAGCUCUUGCUCUCCCACCGUGCCGACCUGCAACACCGUUCCGCCACCGGCAUCUCCGCGCUCCACACGGCCGCCGCCAACGGCCACGAGGAGCUCUGCCGGGCGCUGCUGGCGCAGCGCGCCGACGCCGGCACCGCCGCGUGCGGCCGCACGGCGGCGCAGGUGGCUCGGAGGGCGGGCUACGGAGCCCUGGCGGAGCUGCUGGAGACGGGGAGCAGCUGA
Molecule: messenger RNA, 1896 nt
Organism: Durusdinium trenchii
Lineage: Eukaryota; Dinophyceae; Suessiales; Symbiodiniaceae
Source: the annotation of a GenBank genome assembly